GGCGGAAGGGGCUUGAACUGUGGACAGUUAAAUCGUGUGGUAAUAUUGCUACAGCCACCAGUAUGUCUUUUCGUGCUGUUUCCAAAGAGGCCCUGGUUGGUUCCUUCACACUGGGAGUUGUAUUUGUCGCCGGUUAUUUUUUCGGAAAAAAGAAAUCUCCCAGAAUGAUCUCCAAAAGCCACCUUGGGGGCAAAACUGACCCCCUGAUGCAAUAUGUCCUCAAUCACUCCAUGAGGGAGCAUCCGGUUCUGACAAAGCUGAGGCUGAAAACAAUGGAAGACCCCAUGAACAUUAUGAUGGUUGCGUGUGAGCAGUCGCAGCUCAUGGCCAAUCUGGCAAAACUGAUUCAAACCAAGAAAGCGCUGGAGAUUGGAGUCUACACAGGAUACAAUACACUGAACAUUGCACUGGCUCUGCCUGACGAUGGCGUUUUGGUGGCAUGUGAUAUCAGUGAAACCUACACCAACAUUGGCAAACCCUUCUGGAAAGAGGCUGAAGUCGAUAAAAAAAUUGAUCUACGCAUCCAGCCGGCACUGAAAACACUGGACGAGCUCUUGACUGCUGGCCAGGCUGAAACAUUUGACUUUGUCUUCAUUGACGCAGAUAAAGUUAACUAUGACAACUACUUUGAAAGGUCUUUGCAACUCCUGAGGAAAGGGGGCAUCAUUGCUAUUGACAAUGUGCUGUGGAGUGGGAAGGUGAUAAAUCCAUCCCCGGAUGAUGCAGACACUGUGGCCAUUGACAAACUGAACAAGAAGUUGCACAAAGAUACUCGAAUCAGCCUGAGCAUGCUCACAGUGGGAGACGGUGUCACGCUGGCUAUCAAGCUAUAGGUCACCUAUCCAAUAAGAGCCAUCAUUUUAAGGGGAAAUUGUAGAGUUCCAUUUUUGUUUUUGUAAUUCUAUUGCCAGUUUUACUACAAAAUCUGUAAUACCUCAAUUAAAAUCCAUUUUACACCUACAAAUGCCACUUUUGAAAAAAUUAAAUAAAAUGAUUUUUAUUAUAAAGUAGAAAAACUGAAUAUA
Labrus bergylta (ballan wrasse) is the source of this 1025-nucleotide messenger RNA. RefSeq names its product catechol O-methyltransferase domain-containing protein 1. The record is from RefSeq and is a predicted model, not a curated record. NCBI's taxonomy places the organism in Eukaryota, Metazoa, Chordata, Actinopteri, Labriformes, Labridae. Gene Ontology annotation, molecular function: O-methyltransferase activity; S-adenosylmethionine-dependent methyltransferase activity.